Lepisosteus oculatus (spotted gar) is the source of this 5777-nucleotide messenger RNA. RefSeq names its product 5-methyltetrahydrofolate-homocysteine methyltransferase reductase (gene mtrr). Lineage: Eukaryota; Metazoa; Chordata; Actinopteri; Semionotiformes; Lepisosteidae. Gene Ontology annotation, biological process: homocysteine metabolic process. The record is from RefSeq and is a predicted model, not a curated record. Gene Ontology annotation, cellular component: cytosol. Gene Ontology annotation, molecular function: flavin adenine dinucleotide binding; FMN binding; [methionine synthase] reductase (NADPH) activity.
CGCCCCUAUCUUGACGAAACACAUGCGAUGUGUUUCCCGAUAACCUCAGCGCAGCUGGGCGUGGGCGCCGAACAGUGACGUCAUAGUCCGGAGCCGGCUUCCGGCACAUGGGGCUGAACCGGAGGGGGCCACGUUUUGCGCUAGCAGUGCUUCAUAAUGUUACACAACCCAGGAGAGAUUGCAGGCGUGCUUGUGAGUUUUUGGAAGCUCCUGGCCCUUUCGGUCCCUCCGCUGUGUUCCAGGUUCCUUGCCAUGCCGUGCCAGGUGAAGAGCCGCUUCCUGCUGCUGUACGGCUCCCAGCGCGGGCAGGCCAAAGCCAUCGCCGAAGAGAUCGGCGAGCAGGCAGGCGAGCGCGGCCUCGUCGCUGAUAUCUGCUGCCUGAGCCAAGAGGACAAGUAUAACCUGGAGAAGGAGACCGCCCCCGUGGUGUUUGUGGUGUCGACCACGGGCGACGGGGAGCCCCCGGACACGGCUCUGCGGUUUGUCAAGGGGCUCCGGGCGAAGACGCUGCCGGCGGAUCACUGCGCCCAUCUCCGCUACGCGCUUCUAGCUUUAGGUGAUUCAAACUAUCCGCAUUUCUGCAACUGUGGGAAAACUAUUGACAAGCGUCUUCGGGAACUUGGUGCCCAGCAGUUCUAUGCAACCGGACACGCUGAUGACGGUGUGGGGCUGGAGCUGGUAGUCGACCCGUGGAUCGAAGGACUGUGGGAGGCCAUGAGGAAAGCCCUGUCAGACAUGUCUGCCGCCCCAGAGAGGAGGGGCUGUGCGCCGGACCCCGGGGAGGCAGAUCGCUCGGGCCUGGACUUGAAGAUCCAGUUCCUGGCGCUGAACGACUCGGCGGGCCCAAGCCCUGCGGUCCCGGAGUCAGACGCCGAGACGGCGCCCCUUGAGGCCUCUCUGCACGCGUCCGUCCCUCCGCUGUCCGAGUCGGCCCUCGGCGUGCCCGCCCUGCCGCCCCCGUUCCUGAGCGCGGAGCUGCUGGAGCCACUGGAGCUGCUGGGAACGGACGGCGAUGGCCCGUGUGCCGAGGAGCCUGUGCACCAGGUGUCCGUCACGAGGGCAGAGCAGCUGACACGAGAGGACGCUGUGAAAACAGCCCUGCUGCUGGAAUUGGAGAUUGCAGGGACGCCCUUCUCCUACGAGCCCGGGGACUCCUUCCACGUGUUCUGCCCCAACCCCACGACGCAGGUGGAGGGGCUGCUGCAGCGGCUGGGCCUGGCCGCCAGGAGGGGUCACCGCGUCCGCCUGCAGCUGCUCCCCCAAACCAGGAAGAGGGCAGCUCAGAUCCCCUCUUACAUUCCCGAGAACGCCACACUGCACUGCCUUCUCACCUGGUGCUUGGAGAUUACAAGCGUCCCCAAGAAGGCCUUCCUCCGUGCCCUGGUGGACUGCACGACGGAUGCCGCUGAGCAGCGCCGCCUGCUGGAGCUGUGCAGCAAGCAGGGCUCCGCGGACUACAGCCGCUUCGUCAGGGACCCGGGCCUCACGCUGCUGGAGCUGCUGGGGGCCUUCCCGUCCUGCGCGCCGCCCCUCAGCCUCCUCGUGGAACAUUUGCCCAGACUGCAUCCCAGGCCUUACUCAGCAGCAAGCUCGAGCCUCUGUCACCCCGGGAAGCUGCGCUUCGUGUUCAACAUCGCGGAGUACCCCGCCUGCUCGGGCCGCCCCGUGCCGAGGAGGGGCGUCUGCACCGGCUGGCUGGCGCAGCUGGUCUCCCCGGUCCUGCGGCCGCGCGGGGGCCCCCGGCCUGGCCCCCAGCCGGGGCUGCCUGGCCCCAAGGUGUCCGUCUCCCUUCGGCCGAGCACGGCGUUCCACCUGCCCUCCGACCCCACGGUGCCCUUCAUCAUGGUGGGGCCGGGCACCGGAGUGGCCCCCUUCAUCGGCUUUCUGCAGCACAGGGACCAGCAGAGACGAGAAAUCCCUGAUGGCGAUUUCGGAGAGACGUGGCUGUUUUUCGGCUGCCGACAUAAAGACAGAGAUUUCCUCUUCAGAGAGGAGCUGGAGCGCUUUGUGGAAAGCGGCACCCUGACACACCUGAAGGUCUGCUUCUCCCGGGACGCCCAGCAGGGGGAAGCACCUGCGCCGAAAUACGUGCAAGACAACCUGCGCCUCCACACUCGGGACGUCGCCCGGGUCCUGUUCAAGCAGAACGGCUGCUUCUACGUCUGUGGGGAUGCCAAGAACAUGGCCCGGGACGUGAACGAGGCCCUGAUCGGCAUUGCGGGCGCGGAGCUGGGGCUGGAGAAGCUGGAGGCGCUGCAGGCUGUGGCGGCACUGCGGGACGAGAAACGCUACCUGCAGGACAUCUGGGGCUGAGAGCCACCUGCAGGGAGAGAGGGGAAAAACUUCGACACGUUUGUAGCGCUGGUCUAUAUCAGUUUCUCUUGGAAAGUGUAUUUUAAUAGGGGUUUUUAUGUGAACGAGGUAUCGCCGAUCUCUGCAGGGUUUUUCGGAAUAUCAAAUGCUUGUAGCGUCGGCUUCUUUGCUUUGAACACUGCCAGCCCGACAGCUCAGCUGCGAAGCCACAGCAGUUCUGGAGCCAGAGACACCAAGGACAGGGCACCAGCCUGGGACUCUUCUUGCUCAGUGUGAUCUGUCCCUUCCAUGAGAAAAGACCUAGCCGACCUCAUGCAAUGGCAAAGAGGGCUCUUCACGACCGUGGAGUGUGUAUGAAAAUUAUUCAGAUUUUUGUUCCUAAUGUGUAAAGAUCUUUUUGUUCCAUCCCUCUGUUGACUGGGGGGGGAGGGAUUCUGGGAUGGUGAUGCCCUCUGGGGAUUUCUGUUCUAUUGGGGUGAUUCAGUGACUCAGACCAUGCAGACAAUACUAAGAGCUGCUGUUGGUCAGACUCUACUGCCGUUACACUGGCACAACAGACCUCAUUCAAAUUUUCUGUGGUACAUGAAUGUUAUAAGGAGGAAACGAGGCAAUUUUCCGUAUGGGUAAAGGAUAGAAGAUAUGUGCAAAAAUAUCUGUCCUCUGCCAUUUCUGUAUGGGAUGUUGGCACAGGGGGGGUCCCCAUUAUAAUAAGUCGCCCUGAUAUCUGCUUCCCUGUCCCACAACAUCAUUCAGAUAUUUGGGAUGUGACAUAAAAAUUCCCUGUACUUGAGCUUGCUGAUUUAGCUAAUUUUGUUUAGAAGAAGUCUUGUAUGUUGGAUUUUCUAAAGCUUGUGGUGAAUGUAAGAGACAAUUUUAUCUUUGCAUCUGAGCCGCAGCGAGGUCUGAGCAUAGGUGACACAGUGACAGUACAGGUGCAGAACACAGGAAGCGCUGUAGCGCAAACAAUCACCUCCUCUCCAGGUAUGAUCACUUCAAUACGUGUUUGGGCAAGUUCGAUUAAAAUGAUGUUAUGUUAAACUGACAAUUCAAGAUAAAAGCGAGUGAUGGGUUAGAGUAAAAAUGGUGUAAGAAAGUUAGUGCACCUGUAUGGUAAUGUACUGUAUUGGGGGAUCUACACCAUGUGCAAGUGAAAUGCACACUUAGUAUAACGUAUAGUCCCUAACCUUGCUCUGUUCAAUUGAUUCUUUUUUUAAUCCUCUACACCUUAAGUGGGAAGGACAAAGGCCAAUUCGUGAUGGAGAUGGGUGAGAGUACAAGUGGUGUAAAGAUGCCAGUGCAAAUAUACAUAAGCUACUGUGUCUGGGCAGCUCCAAGUGAAACACUCACCUAUGGUGUAACUCUUGGUCCCUAAUCUGACUAUAUUCCAUUGAUGGGGAAAAGCCUCUUGCUUUAAAUCACAGGAGCAAAGUUUACUUUUUUACAGUCCCUAACCCUCCAUAUUUACAUUGUUCUUAUGUAAAAAAGAUCCCAUUUAUACAGUACAUUGUUUUGCUAUAAAUUGCAAUUUUCUGGUCCCUAACCCCAACAUGUAUCAGCGGGUCCCCUGAAUUAACUUUGCUCUACAGUUGUGCAGGGGUUUUAUGUCGAUUGCAUUGGUUUUAGAUCUUUAGUCAUCAGGCAACACCCCACACCCAUACUGACUGGCUGAAGCACUCUAAGGAGAAUAUGUCCACUUCCGUUGAACUGGAAAAAAGAAACGGGUGAAGGAUCUUUGCAGGAAAGGCUUAUUACAUUGCGUUUUUUCUCACUUCUGAUACAGAAAAUAAUUGAAAGCUCUUAGGAUUCUGGCAGUCGCAACAGGAAGUUAACCCGGUGAUCACGUUGACCUGUCCAAUGUUUUGCCAUGUGGGAGAACAGCGGAUCCCUUCGAUCAAGAAGGGUUUCAGCAGCUGAAAUUAAAACACACCGGAGUACUGAUUAAGUCCUUUCCUCCCCUGUUAAAAAAGCUGAAGGAUUGACAGUGUAAAAGAGCAAUGCUGCACUGCUCUCGUUCUGAAACUGGACUGAGGCUUGGUUCUUAUCGAACUGUCAGGGCUCCUUCUGUAGUGAACCAGCACUGGACUGGAAAACCUGUUGUACCCCUUUGUGAUCGUAUGUUGGUGGUGUACAGGAUUCUCAGAGAGCAGCAGCGGUCUGGGGGCUCGAGAGGAAGUGAAUAACGACACAGUUGAUGCCCCCAUUAAGCACAGCGAAGUACGUGUUAUCCCUCUCAGUUGUUAAUUUUCAUUAUAGACAAAGCCACGCACUUCCAAAAAUCAUCACCUUCUCCAAGAAAGCUGGUCUGUUAUCUCCGCACAAAACGGAUGAGGUAAUAAACUGGGUUUCAAGGUCAGCAGAAUUAGAGCAGAGCUGACUGUAAUAUGCGUUAAAGCAAUACAUCACUUUUUUCCUGGAUCCAGACUAUGCAGAGAGGCUGUGAUAAACUGUCUCUGAGGUGCUAUUCCUUUCUAAAGUGAAAUCUCAUUUUGACACUUCUGCAUUUGCAAUUCACUAUGAUUUAUGCUUACAAAAUAGAGAUCUGGUAGUGUGAUUUUUGUGCUUUAUUACUUGGUUAUUAAUAUACAUAACUACCCCCCCCCAAGGUUUUUCCUUUUCAACAGGUGUGAGUCAAGAAAAGUCUUUUCUAGGCCUUCCUGUUUCACUGAUAAUGCUGAAAUACUACAAUGUGUGAUGCAAUGUUACUUAAACAUUGAAUUCCCCUAUUUUAUUCCUUUAUCAUCCAAACAUGUGGAACAUACCAAACAAAAUGAGAGCCUUUCUUUCCUAAAUCUAAGCAAUAAAAUAGAUUUUUUUGAACGAGUACACAUUAAUAUAUGACUAGUUGCUGUAAACAAUGUCCAAUGAAACAAAACUGAAGUGUAUGGGAAGCAGAGUAUUUUAUUACUGUAGGCUCAGAGGAAGAGGUACAGAGUUUGCACACAUUAAGAGCAUCAGAAUGUCCUUUUUUUAAUAUAGAUGAUACUCUCUAAGGCUCAAUGGUUUGCGGUUUCUGCUCCACAAAGAGUAGUUUAUUGCAAGACUUGUGGAAUAGAAAUCUUUUAAAGAGCUGCAAGAUAAAAUCUCUAGUUAUUCACACUCUUGUUAAUAGGAACCAUUUUGACAAGUUGCUAUAAAAAGUUUAUUUUUUUUUUAAGCUUUGACAAAAGUGUCUUUCAACGGUUGGGUCAUGAUGUUUCCAGUGGUGAGAAUCGUGAAUUGCCAGAUGUAAUUAUUUUCUAUUCACUGUAAGGCAGGAUUGUCCCCACAGCGUUUUAAACAUGAAUAGAGUUUUUUUCUCACCUUUAGUACCUUUUAACAUUUGAUAUAUAAAAGCCACUUGUAAACUUGAUGGAAACACUUCAGCAAGAAAAUAAGUCUUUGACAGGAUAAUUUUAUUUUAGCUCUUGACAGUUUCACAGAGACAUAAAGAAACAAGAAUUACAUUAAAAUUUCAUGUGAUAAAA